Messenger RNA from Leptopilina heterotoma, 1301 nucleotides. RefSeq names its product speckle-type POZ protein-like. Gene Ontology annotation, molecular function: ubiquitin protein ligase binding. The transcript has 2 exons. Gene Ontology annotation, biological process: proteasome-mediated ubiquitin-dependent protein catabolic process; regulation of proteolysis. NCBI's taxonomy places the organism in Eukaryota, Metazoa, Arthropoda, Insecta, Hymenoptera, Figitidae. The coding region runs from base 185 to 1099 and encodes 304 amino acids. The record is from RefSeq and is a predicted model, not a curated record. Gene Ontology annotation, cellular component: cytoplasm.
UUAUCCUUAGGAAGCGUUAGCUCAAUUCGAAUUUUAACGCAGCUACGUGUAUGACGAUUAAAAUUAUUGUAAAAAUCUGGAAUACUAAAGAAUAACAAAAAAUCGAGAUGUUCCUGAAUUUUUUUAAUUUUAAAUUACAAAUUAUUAACAGCUUGCAGUAAAUCAUUGCACUUCUUUUGAAAAUAUGGGAGAUGGCAUGAAUCUUUCCAAUGCAUUCGGACAAAUCGUCGAAUCUUUGGAUGUUUUUAAAAAUAAAAAUAUUAAUUACGUAGCAUUAAUAAUUCCUUUAGAAAAAAUAAGAAAAUCAAUGCCAAAUCGUUUCGAACUAUGUCAAGGAAAUCCAGGAAUUGAUUUUCAUUUAAUAAGGGAUGAAAUACAUGAUAAUAAGUUUAGCUGUAGCAUUGAAUUUUUACAGACACUACCAAAUAAACACUAUGAAAUUACACUUUAUCAGUUAAACGCCGAAGGUGAAAUUAUAAUUAAUGAUACAAUCAACUUAGCCAACAUAACACAAAGUACUAAUUAUAAAUUUAACAAACAAUUUUCUUGGGUCAGUGAAUGGUGUGUUAAUUCACAUAUUUACAUGCUGUGCAAAAUACAGGAAGUAAAAUCAUCUGCGAAAAUAGAUAUUCCAAAAAAUGAAAUGUCUGCGAAAAUUCUCUCUUUAUAUGAAGAAAAGGAAUUAACUGAUUUUAAAAUAAUCUGCAAAGAUAAAGAAUUUUGCGUUCAUAAAAUGAUUCUUGUGUGUCAAUCCGAUGUUUUUCGAGCGAUGUUUGAAAAUCCAAUGAAAGAAUCUCGCGAAGAUGCUCUCAUAAUAAGUGAUUUUGAACCGAAAAUUGUGGAAGCUAUGAUUCGUUAUCUAUAUACAGAUGAAAUGACAGAAUCACUUUCUGAAGACGAAUUCAAGCAAUUAUUAUUAAUUGCAAACAAGUAUAAUUUGGAAAAAUUGGAAAGUAUUUGCUUCAACGAGAUUUUGAAAGAAAUAGUAACUUUUAAGCAAGCUGCUGAUUUAAUUCUUUUUACUGGAUCUCACAAUUUUAUCGAUUUGACAAAUUUUGUAGUUGAAUUUAUGAAAGAAAAUAAAAAUGUUUUGUCGUAAAGAAUUCUUCGUUAAAUACAAGCGCUAACACGUUUUUACGUUAAAACCUAAAAAAUUUUUUGUUCUAUUUAUUGUUGAAAAUUAUUCUUCUUUCGGUUGAACCGAAAAAUUGUCAUGUAAAUUUCUUUAUUGUAUGAUUUAAUAAAAUUACGUUGUAUAUUAACAAAAUCUCCACAUUAAAAUUAUUUUUAACUACAUACUA